Molecule: messenger RNA, 2004 nt
Organism: Malaya genurostris
Lineage: Eukaryota; Metazoa; Arthropoda; Insecta; Diptera; Culicidae
Product: transmembrane protein 185B
Exons: 6
Coding region: 236-1282 (348 amino acids)
Source: RefSeq, a predicted model, not a curated record
UACUGUGGUCCGUGAUAUGGCACGACGGCUGUUCGGAGGAAGACGAUCGUUUUCUUUACGAUUUGUGAUUGAACUUUUUGUCAAGGCAUUGAAGUUGUCUUCAGUACGUCAAGAAGUGCUUACUUUUUUGUUCAAUAACAAAGUAAUUAGUGCAAGCAAAUUUUCGUGUUGGUUAUUCACGAUCCACGCAAUAGCCAUGACAGAGUGACUGCAAUUAACAAAUAUCGGUACCACGAUGAAUCUGCAAUCAUUGUUUCAAGACUUCAAUCCGAGUAAAUUCGUGGUACAUUGCUGUUUGUUUACAUUUACGAUUCUGUUCUGCCUUCGGUUGGAUGAAUUCAUUGAUUGGCCAUACUGGGUAAUAUUUGUUCCGCUGUGGAUAUGGAAAACAGUUGCCACACUUGGAGCAAUCGUUGGAGCUGUAGUUUGGUGUCGGUACCCACAUUACAGAGUUGAGGGAGAUUCAUACUCGCACUUCAAAGCAAUGCUUAUAUCGUUAUCCUUGCAUCUUAUUUUACUGAUGUUCGAACUGCUGGCCUGUGAUAGAUUAACCUCCGGGCGGCACCUCUGGGUGCUGGUGUUUAUUCCGCUUAUCUUCGGUAGCGUCGCUAGCGUGGGAGCUUGCGUUUGGGCCGUCAAGCAUGACAGGUCUUUUGAGUUGGAACUGUUUUGUGCUGUCAACGCUCUCCAAUUCGUGUUCCUGCCACUUAAAUUAGACGGAUUUGUUUCUUGGAGUUGGGAAGUAGUUUUCGUACCACUCUGGAUUGUACUAUGUCUCAGCUUAGUAGCCGUACUAUACAGUAUAAUAUUUUGCGGAAUCCUACUACGAACACCAGAAGUUUCCUCACAGCAGAAAAAAUCCGCCAUCAACUCAGCUAUUGGCAACUGUGCCACUGUGCUUCCAAUUUUGAUGUUUCAAGUUUUGCUGGCGGACAAACUGGACGAGGACUUGGAUUGGCCAUUUAUCGCAGUGGCUGGACCACUGCUAACGGCAUUAUUUGUACUGAUUUUGCUGAGUUUCAAUGCCAAAGGUGGCAACAAGUGGUGGUUCGGCAUAAGGAAAAAUUUCUGCCAAUUCCUUCUGGGUGUACUCCCCUGCUUGCAAGAGUACGGUAACAUAUCAUAUCACACGGAAAGUGCUGGGCAAAGUGUUCCUUUGGAUACCAGUGUGCAAUUGGACGAGUUUGAAAAGUAUGGAAAGAAGGGCAAAAAAGCGCUAAGCAAAAAGAACGACCAUCUCAAGCCGGUGGUACCGAUCAUUAGCAUAGAUCUGCCAGACUAGAACAGAAGAUUGAACUAAUUCAGGGGCUUUACUCUUAUCUACGUUUAAAUUUGUGAACGCAACUCUAGCACAAAUAAGAACGAAUCCAUAACUUUCUAGGAAACUAUGCGCCGGUUAAGGGAUGAAGGGAUUUCGCCGAGAUUCUUGAGCGUUGAAUUCAAAACUCUCAGCGAGCAUUUCGAUGCUUCAAAAAUGUGAUUGAUAAUAACUCUUUCAUUCAUUUGAAUUCAAACUCGCCAUAUUAUUUCAUAUCAGUUUUUUUAAGUAUACUAUUUCUCAAUCGAGAAGCCGUCAUCUCUUUGAAAUAUUUUACGUUUGGGCCACAACUGCUUAGCUAGUGGUUGCGUAGUAUAUUUACCUACACAUACAAAACAUAAUCUAAUAUAAGCCUAUUUAUUUAAUCUAUUAGAUUAGUUGAUUUUAUAAAACAAGAUAUAGUUUAGAAAAUUAUGAAUUUGUAUUCGCAGUCGAAUCUACUGAUUUCAGGCUGUUAGUAUUCAGUAUCAGCAUAUUAGGGUUGUCAAAUUUUACUGCUGCCAAUGGAAAAUAUGUCUUAGGAUAGCAAAAAACAGUACUUGCAGCAUAAUUGAUGCCUCUUAGGAAAACGAAAAACUAUUUGUAUGGUAGAAUUAUGUGAUGCAAGAGUAAGCUAAAAAACGAUUUAACUGUGAACAAUUAUUGGGAUAGUGAUUUGUAAAUAAAAUUGUACGCCAAAUGAAAAA